This is a messenger RNA of Lutra lutra (Eurasian river otter), 7322 nucleotides long. RefSeq names its product membrane associated guanylate kinase, WW and PDZ domain containing 2 (gene MAGI2). NCBI's taxonomy places the organism in Eukaryota, Metazoa, Chordata, Mammalia, Carnivora, Mustelidae. Gene Ontology annotation, cellular component: dendrite; cytoplasm. The transcript is spliced from 22 exons. The record is from RefSeq and is a predicted model, not a curated record. The coding region runs from base 573 to 5018 and encodes 1481 amino acids. Gene Ontology annotation, biological process: signal transduction; receptor clustering. Gene Ontology annotation, molecular function: type II activin receptor binding; beta-1 adrenergic receptor binding; signaling receptor complex adaptor activity.
UCCUCCCCCUCCAGCUUGCUCCCUCCUCCUCUGCCUCCUCCCCUCCUGCCAGUACAGUACAACUAGUACACACACUCACACACACACACGGACCCUGCCGCUGCCACUGCAGCUACCAUGGAUAUCAGCUAACAACACACACCCAGGCGCGCGCGCGCUCCCACUCGCACCACGCAGGAGUGGCCCCCGGCAUCCCUACCCUCCUUCCCCACCCCCACCCCACUCGCUCACCAGCUCGGCUACCGCUCGCUCAGGCUGCCGCCGCCGCCGCCGCCGUCGCCGCCACCACCACAGCUCUCCUCUGCUGCGGGGCCACAGCCUUGAGUGUCAUUCAAGGGACAGCACAACCUCACCCAAGCUCUCCUACCUCUGCCCAGCCGUCCCUCUCAUCCUCCCCCUUCAUCAUCCACACUCCAUCCAAAGAAGAGGGAAAGCACCGAACAGAAGGGGGAGGAAGGCAAAGUCUGCUCUUCUCACCUCUUGGCCCCCUUGUUCCUCCAUCCUCAUUCUCACCACCAACUCCCCUACCCGAAAGGAACCCCUCAGGAGCUGAGGCGACUCACCCCACUGCCAUGUCCAAAAGCUUGAAAAAGAAAAGCCACUGGACUAGCAAAGUCCAUGAGAGUGUCAUUGGCAGGAACCCGGAGGGCCAGCUGGGCUUUGAACUGAAGGGGGGCGCCGAGAACGGACAGUUCCCCUACCUGGGGGAGGUGAAGCCCGGCAAGGUGGCCUAUGAGAGCGGCAGCAAGUUGGUGUCGGAGGAGCUGCUGCUGGAAGUGAACGAGACCCCCGUGGCGGGGCUCACCAUCAGGGACGUGCUGGCCGUGAUCAAACACUGCAAGGACCCCCUCCGACUCAAGUGUGUCAAACAAGGAGGAAUUGUUGAUAAGGAUCUUCGUCACUACCUCAAUUUACGAUUUCAGAAGGGUUCUGUGGACCACGAACUUCAGCAAAUCAUCCGUGACAACCUCUACCUCCGCACGGUGCCAUGCACCACAAGGCCACAUAAGGAGGGUGAGGUCCCCGGAGUGGACUACAUUUUCAUCACCGUUGAAGAUUUUAUGGAAUUGGAGAAAAGCGGUGCUCUCCUAGAAAGUGGGACUUAUGAAGACAAUUACUACGGCACGCCAAAGCCUCCAGCAGAACCAGCACCCUUAUUAUUAAAUGUGACAGACCAGAUUCUUCCAGGAGCCACUCCAAGUGCUGAAGGAAAACGGAAGAGGAAUAAAUCAGUGAGCAACAUGGAGAAAGCAAGUAUAGAGCCUCCUGAGGAAGAAGAGGAAGAGAGACCUGUGGUCAAUGGAAACGGAGUAGUAGUAACACCAGAAUCCAGUGAACAUGAAGACAAGGGUGCAGGUGCCUCAGGGGAGACACCCUCCCAGCCUUAUCCUGCACCAGUGUAUAGUCAGCCUGAGGAGCUGAAGGAGCAGAUGGAUGACACAAAACCAACUAAACCUGAAGAGAAUGAAGAGUCAGACCCAUUGCCUGAUAACUGGGAAAUGGCCUAUACAGAGAAGGGUGAAGUCUACUUCAUUGACCAUAACACAAAGACAACAUCAUGGCUGGAUCCACGACUUGCGAAAAAGGCUAAACCUCCAGAAGAAUGCAAAGAGAAUGAGCUUCCGUAUGGCUGGGAAAAAAUCGAUGAUCCCAUAUAUGGCACUUAUUAUGUUGACCACAUAAAUAGAAGAACACAGUUUGAAAACCCCGUCCUGGAAGCAAAAAGGAAGCUACAGCAACAUAACAUGCCCCACACGGAACUUGGAACAAAGCCCCUGCAGGCGCCGGCUUUCCGAGUAGACGGUUCCUGGUGGACAUUACCUAAGCCCACAUCCACCUGCCCUCACGCAGUCCCCGAGAGGUCGCGCAGCGUGAAUGACUUGUCUUACUAUCUGCGCGACCGCGCCAGGAGGCCCUGGCCCUUCGAAAAACCACUCUUCACCCGGGAUGCAUCCCAGUUGAAGGGAACAUUCCUCAGCACCACCCUAAAAAAGAGCAACAUGGGUUUUGGAUUCACCAUCAUUGGUGGAGAUGAGCCUGAUGAGUUUCUGCAGGUGAAAAGCGUGAUUCCGGAUGGGCCUGCAGCGCAGGAUGGGAAAAUGGAAACAGGUGAUGUCAUUGUCUAUAUUAAUGAAGUUUGUGUCCUUGGACAUACUCAUGCAGAUGUAGUCAAACUUUUCCAGUCUGUUCCUAUUGGUCAGAGUGUCAACCUGGUAUUGUGUCGUGGCUACCCUUUGCCCUUUGAUCCUGAAGAUCCUGCUAACAGCAUGGUGCCACCCCUUGCAAUAAUGGAGAGGCCACCUCCAGUGAUGGUCAAUGGAAGACAUAACUAUGAAACAUACUUGGAAUACAUUUCUCGGACCUCACAGUCGGUUCCAGAUAUAACAGAUCGGCCACCUCAUUCUUUGCACUCAAUGCCAGCUGAUGGUCAACUAGAUGGCACGUAUCCACCACCCGUCCAUGACGACAAUGUGUCUAUGGCUUCAUCUGGGGCCACCCAAGCUGAACUUAUGACCUUAACCAUUGUGAAAGGGGCCCAGGGCUUUGGCUUCACUAUUGCCGACAGUCCUACAGGACAGCGGGUGAAACAAAUACUUGACAUUCAGGGAUGCCCUGGCCUGUGUGAAGGCGACCUCAUUGUUGAGAUCAACCAGCAGAAUGUACAGAACCUGAGCCAUACAGAAGUAGUGGAUAUACUUAAGGACUGUCCUGUUGGAAGUGAGACUUCUUUGAUUAUCCAUCGAGGAGGUUUCUUUUCUCCAUGGAAAACUCCAAAGCCUAUGAUGGACCGCUGGGAGAAUCAAGGCAGUCCUCAAACGAGUUUAUCUGCUCCGGCCAUACCGCAGAAUCUGCCCUUCCCACCCGCCCUUCACAGGACUUCCUUCCCUGACUCAACAGAGGCCUUUGACCCAAGGAAGCCUGACCCAUACGAGCUCUACGAGAAAUCUAGAGCGAUUUAUGAAAGUAGGCGUCCAGAUUAUAAAGAGCUGGAUGUCCACCUUCGCAGGAUGGAGUCUGGAUUUGGCUUCAGAAUCCUCGGCGGAGAUGAGCCUGGGCAGCCUAUUUUGAUUGGCGCCGUCAUUGCCAUGGGUUCAGCCGACAGAGACGGCCGCCUACACCCAGGAGACGAGCUUGUCUAUGUUGAUGGGAUUCCAGUGGCUGGCAAGACCCACCGCUAUGUCAUCGACCUGAUGCACCACGCAGCCCGAAACGGGCAGGUCAACCUCACUGUGAGAAGGAAGGUGCUAUGUGGAGGGGAGCCCUGCCCAGAGAACGGGAGGAGUCCAGGCUCCGUGUCAACCCACCACAGCUCUCCGCGCAGUGACUAUGCCACCUACACCAACAGCAACCACGCUGCCCCCAGUAGCAAUGCCUCUCCACCUGAAGGCUUUGCCUCCCACAGUCUGCAGACCAGCGAUGUGGUCAUUCACCGUAAAGAGAAUGAAGGCUUCGGCUUUGUCAUCAUCAGCUCCCUGAACAGACCUGAGUCCGGAUCCACUAUCACUGUGCCCCAUAAAAUCGGACGCAUCAUCGAUGGGAGUCCCGCAGAUCGCUGUGCAAAACUGAAAGUGGGAGACCGGAUCUUGGCAGUGAAUGGCCAGUCCAUCAUCAACAUGCCUCAUGCAGACAUCGUGAAGCUCAUCAAGGACGCGGGUCUCAGUGUCACCCUCCGCAUCAUUCCUCAGGAGGAGCUCAACAGCCCAGCCUCGGCGCCCAGCUCAGAGAAGCAGAGCCCGAUGGCCCAGCAGAGUCCACUGGCCCAGCCAAGCCCGGCCACCCCCAACAGUCCUGUUGCCCAACCAGCUCCUCCUCAGCCACUUCAGCUGCAAGGACACGAAAAUAGUUACAGGUCAGAAGUAAAAGCAAGGCAAGAUGUGAAACCAGACAUCCGACAGCCUCCAUUCACGGACUACAGGCAGCCGCCACUGGACUACAGGCAGCCACCGGGAGGAGACUACCAGCAACCCCCACCCUCGGACUACAGGCAGCCUCCCCUGUUGGACUACAGGCAGCACUCACCUGACACCAGGCAGUAUCCUCUGGCAGACUACAGGCAGCCCCAGGAUUUUGAUUAUUUCACUGUGGACAUGGAGAAAGGAGCCAAAGGAUUUGGAUUCAGCAUUCGUGGAGGAAGAGAAUACAAAAUGGAUUUGUACGUGUUGAGAUUGGCAGAAGAUGGGCCUGCAAUAAGGAACGGAAGGAUGAGGGUAGGAGAUCAAAUCAUCGAAAUCAACGGGGAGAGCACAAGGGACAUGACACACUCCAGAGCGAUAGAACUCAUCAAGUCGGGAGGAAGAAGGGUCCGUCUCCUGCUGAAACGUGGGACGGGGCAGGUCCCGGAGUAUGACGAACCCAACUCCUGGAGUUCACCCGCUGCCGCCUCCCCAGGUCUGCCGGAAGUAGGCGUCUCCCUCGAGGACGUCCUCUCUCCAUUCUCUCCAUCACAUCCAGCCCCACCCUCCGACCCUUCCCACCAGAUAGGCCCAGACCCAACUUGGGAUAUCAAAAGGGAACACGACGUUAGGAAACCAAAGGAGCUUUCAACCGGCGGCCAGAAGAAGCAGCGCCUCGGGGAGCAGAGGGAGCGCUCGGCGAGCCCGCACAGGGCCGCUCGGCCGAGGCUUGAGGACGCGCCCAGCGGCCAGGGGCGGGAGGCCGGCAGGUCCUCCUCGGAGGCCAGGGCGCCCGGGCCCGCGGCGGCGGACGCGGCGGACGCGGCGCGGGCCGGCGGGAAGGAGGGGCCCCGCACUUCGGCGGGCCCCGAGCUCGGCCGGCGCGAAGGCCCUGGGGUUGCGCCUGCGUUCGCGGGCCCGGGCCGUGGCGGUGGCGCUGAGCGGCCGGGCGCGCGGGAGGCGGAGGGCAGGGCGGGCGCGCGCGCGGGGCCCCGGCAGGGCGCGCGGCCCCCGGGGGGCGCCCCCACGCGCAAGGCCGCCGUAGCGCCCGGGCCUUGGAAAGUGCCCGGCUCCGACAAGCUGCCGGGCGUCCUCAAGCCGGGCGCCUCGGCUGCGGGCAGAUGAGCCGCGCGGCAGCAGCCCGCCGCUCCGCCUCGACGCCUGCAGGCCGUUCUUCUUAGGUUCCGUCUCACGGCGUUUUAAUUUAUUUUCACUGUCACACGCAUAGAUCCACGAGGCACCAAGGCCUGGGAGCAUCGAUGUGAAGUCCCACGUGUCCAGCGAGCAUGGGCGGCACGGCGUCCACGCGCAGACCUAAACUGAUCCUAAAGCCCUCGGUUCCAUUGUGGGGGCUUUGGCAGCUAUGGAAGAACCAAAAUAACGUGAAGAACAUCACAGAGAGACAGUGCAGUGUAGCUUUAGUUUAAAAGAAAAAAAAAAUUAAAAAGAAAGAGAAAAAAAAAUUUUACCCCCACUGCAUGAAGGAUUUGGAUGCUAUCCAAACUCUAAUAUCAAGAAACUGGACAAGUUAAGAGCAAUCACAAACUGGAAUAUCGCCUUAAAAAUCAAACUGCACGGAGCAAGCUGAAACUGAGACAAGAUUAUAUCUUUUAAUUGAUCUAAAGAGUUGUAAAUAAAUUGUUGUCGACAUAUCUAGACAGGGGUUAAAAGGUUUCUUUGAAACAUUCGGAACUGUUCGCCCAUGACGUGUUUCCAUGGCUCACCCGUGGCAUCCAUCACCGGUAUUAGCAGUAACGUUCCCUGCAUACCGCAGGACGAGUUAGAAAGCUAGUGAAUUCAUUGGUGUGAUGCCAUCUUUACUGCCAUUUCUGUGAUCAAAUCAUAUUUCUGUACAUUUUCAGUGGUAGAAAAAAAAGGUUUAAAAAAAUUGUAUCUUAGGGAACAGAUUGCCAUAAGUCAGAAUUUUGCAGUUUAGCUCAUAGAUCUUAAUUGGUUUUCAUCUAAAAUAUGCAUUUUAUAAUUGAAGGACCACAAUUUGUUUAAUCAAGAUUGGCAAGGCUGCAGUUUCUUUAUGAAGAGGCUUUCCUAUUGUCUCAGGCUAGCAAAGAUAGUAGCUUCUUUGACAUAAGUGUUCUAUUUCACUUAUUUUAUUGUCUUUUUUAAAACCCCCUUUCCGGUAUUUCAUUUUCACUUUGGUAGAGCAGAGGCAAAGUGUUUCUCCUGUAUUUCUCAGAUUAUAAUGGAUCCCUAAUAUUCAAAAAUCAUACAAGGGCCAAUUUAUUUUCAUAAAAGAACGUGAGCCUUUUAGCAUUCUUUUCUGCUUUAUUCUCACCUUAUUCUUUCUCCUUUUAUUUUCAUUUGGUUUGCUUUUUUGUCUUUGUAGUCUUUGCCAUUUUUAAAUUUCUUUAGCAGCUUCUAGAUGUUUCUGUUUAUCUUCAUUGAUCUAUGGUUGAUCCCCUGGCAGAAUACUAAGGCUUGCCUUUCUUCCCUGCCCUUUUAAUAUUCCUUUGUAAAAUGUUACCUUCAGUUAAUUAUCCAUUGGUACUUAUUUGUAGCUACACAUAUUAAAAGGCAAACUGUUUCUGAGGGCAGUUUCUUUUUUAAUUUGUCCUGAAUGAAUGAGGCUUCAUCCUUCCCAGAUACUGGCCCUUACAGGAGUUCAAAUGCAAAUAAGCCUCACCUCCCUGAACUUGUAGUCAAAUAAGUAAAACAGGAGAUCAGGUCCAUCACCCAAGGUCACACAUAAUAGCCUCCCUCCGUUGACUUUCCAUCUCUGUAAAUUGCAGUAACCUGAGCACUAGCCAUUUAAUUUCCAUCAGGCAUAGGAGUAGUUCAGUUGUUUGACAAGAGGAGAAUAUGGUCAAAAGCCUCAAGUGAAGAAUCUUGCGGCCUGUAAAAGCAAUUGCCAAAAAUGGAAUCCAUUCAUCAUAAACAAAAGCACAAACACAUGUAGCAGUUUACAGUACUUUUUGGUUUAAUCUCAAUUAGUCUUUCUCCCCUGGACUAGAAAUCCAGUAUAGUUUGCCAUUAAUUUAUUGAAUCUGGUUUUGGACAAUGCUUCUGUAGUGUAGCUGCACGUCCCGGUACUGUAUCCUCUGACCUUUAUUUUUCAUGUGUUACAAAAGGAUAAAAAAGUUGAGAUUACGCUUGCAUAAACUCUAAUUUGCACAGUUCACAGCUACUACUUGUGCAGUAAUUGCUUUAUGCGGCUGUAAUCCAUAACCUGUGAAGACAGCACAUCAUCUAAAUCCCAUUCCAAAUAAUAUUUCUGUGUAGUGUUAGCUGUGAAUUUACCUUGUACAGCUGUAUCUCUAUAAAUAUAAUUCCAUGUAUUAAUAGUCACAGAAAGACUGUAAGUGAGCAACUAUUUUUAUGAAACGCACCACUAUGGAUAAAUUAACUUUUACAGAAAUCUUGUUUACUGUAUGAUAUUCUAAAACACUGUCAAAUAAAAUAUAUAUCCAAAAA